This is a messenger RNA of Nelumbo nucifera (sacred lotus), 680 nucleotides long. NCBI's taxonomy places the organism in Eukaryota, Viridiplantae, Streptophyta, Magnoliopsida, Proteales, Nelumbonaceae. The record is from RefSeq and is a predicted model, not a curated record.
CCAGCCAGUCUCACGCAGACAGAGAGAGAGAGAGAGAGAGAUGGGCACAAUUCCCAGUCCUCUUCCUCCCUGCGACAAUCUGGGCUGCAGUGACAUUAUUUGCUGUCCGGGGAAACAGUCAUGGCCAGAGCUUAUAGGGAUGGAAGCAGAAGAAGCAAAGUCCAUAAUCGAGAGCGAAAAUCCAAAUGUGACAGUAGUGAUAUCAACACCCGAUGUGUAUAGGAUUCCUGAUUUAUGUUGCAAUAUUGUGUGGAUUUAUGUUGAAGAUCUUAGCAAUGGCAUCGUCACAAAUGUACCAAAAGUUGGGUGUUCAGGAGCUUAGUAAUCAACCCAAAUUUAUCUUCAGUCAUUAAGGAGCUUUCAACCAAGGACCGACUUUGAAAGCUUCUGGGUUCAAUCUAAGGAUUGAGAAAUUGGCUCCAGUGAGAAUCCAAUGAGCUUGACAAUAUUUUCAAAUGUUUUGUAUGAUUGGUUAUAUCUCAAUUUUUUUCUGGCUCCUUGAAAGGUGGAAAUUCAUGUUUAACAAAAGAAAAAAAAAACCUCUCUGCAGGAAGAGGUCCAAGAGUAUUGCAUUUGUCUUUGAGUUUUUUUUUUUUUUUUUUUUAAAUUUAUUGGAAGAAGCGACCCUGACAUCUUUUUUAUUCCUUUGUUUUUAUCUCAUUUUGCUUUUGAGUGAUUUA